Messenger RNA from Acipenser ruthenus (sterlet), 6207 nucleotides. RefSeq names its product RAS guanyl-releasing protein 2-like. NCBI's taxonomy places the organism in Eukaryota, Metazoa, Chordata, Actinopteri, Acipenseriformes, Acipenseridae. The coding region runs from base 674 to 2458 and encodes 594 amino acids. The transcript is spliced from 17 exons. Gene Ontology annotation, molecular function: calcium ion binding; guanyl-nucleotide exchange factor activity. The record is from RefSeq and is a predicted model, not a curated record. Gene Ontology annotation, biological process: positive regulation of GTPase activity; Ras protein signal transduction. Gene Ontology annotation, cellular component: plasma membrane.
AGAGAGAGAGAGAGAGAGAGAGAGAGAGAGAAAUUGAAACUGCAGGAUAUGUCAUGCUAGAGCUACACGCACGAGCAACAAGCAUAGAGUACGACUGUGUCGAAAUAUAUUUUCACGUUUGUUUCUCUUUUCUUUAAUAUUGCAUUUAUGUAUUUCAGUUAUUAAUUCUAUAUUUGCAUACCGCCCAAUAAACACCGGCUACGGGGUAUGUAUUCGGGAUUAGUUUGACUAGUAGAAAGAAAGAAAGAAAGAAAGAAAAUAUGCUAACAAACUAAAAAACGCACUUUUAUUUAAUCGGGUAUUACAGUUCAGUUUUACUGUCGGCAUAACGAUACAUUUUGCAGGUAUCUGCGUUAACUGAAUUCCAUCCUGGUGUUUUCGUAUUUAUCCACUUCUUUUGAGGAAGGAAGAUUUUAGUUGAAGCAAUUAUCUUUCAACAAUCUUAAGCAACGUUAUUAUUAUUAUUAUUAUUAUUAUUAUUAUUAUUAUUAUACUUGUAUCGUUUUUCAAAAUCGUAUUCAUAUACUGGAUACUGCUGCGUUAACACUGAGUGACAAGUCUCCUUUCCUUGGCUUCAAUGGGGUCGCAAAAACCCUGAAGUUAUUUUGCUGAAAACCUGCGGUGUGCAUGUUGACCAGAAGGAGGCGCUAGAGAGAGAGAGACAGUUGACACAAUGGAACCCAUAACUCUAGAAGACUCUGCCACUAUUGAUGAGCUGGUACAAGCCUGCAUCGAUGCGUUUGACGAGACAGGGGAGCGUAAAGACAGCACCUUGCUUCGCAUGUUUCUUCUGAUGCACCCCUGGUACCUGCCCUCCACCGAACUCGCCAAGAAGCUGCUCACCAAAUCUCAAGAAGAGGAAAGCAGUACUGGGGUGAGGACGAGGAUUUGUCAUCUGGUCAGGUACUGGAUCUCUGAGUUUCCUGCUGAGUUUGACCUCAAUCCUGAGCUGGCUGAUCAGAUCAAGGGACUGAAGGACUCGCUGAGUCAGGAGGGCAACGUCCGGCACAGUCGACUCAUUGACAUAGAGAGCGUUCCCUCGUACGAAUGGAAGAGACAGGUGACUCAGCGACAGCCCUCCCUCUCGAAGAAACGCAAGAUGUCCCUUCUGUUCGACCACCUGGACUCCUCCGAGCUGGCCGAGCACCUGACCUACCUGGAGUUCAAGUCCUUCAGCAAGAUCCUGUUCCAGGACUAUCACAGCUUCGUCAUGCACGGGUGCACGGUGGAUAACCCCAUCCUGGAGCGCUUCAUCACUCUCUUCAACAGCGUCUCCCAGUGGAUCCAGAUGAUGGUGCUGAGCAAACACACUGCCCAGCAAAGAGCCGCUGUCAUCAAGCAGUUCAUCCAGGUGGCACAGAAGCUGCUGCAGCUCCAGAAUUUCAACACUCUGAUGGCGGUGGUGGGGGGGCUCAGUCACAGCUCCAUCUCCAGACUCAAGGAGACUCACCAACACAUCACUCCCGACGUGAGCAAGGUGUUCGACAGCCUGACAGAGCUGGUGACCUCGUGUGGGAACUACAGCCAGUACCGGAAGCGCUUUGCGGAGUGCGAGGGGUUCCGCUUCCCCAUUCUGGGGGUCCACCUGAAGGACCUGAUCGCUGUGCACGUGGCGCUGUCCGACUGGGCCGACAAGGAGAAGACCCGGGUCAACCUGGUCAAGGCCCAGCAGCUGUACACCAUCCUGAACGAGCUCGCCAAGAUCCAAGUGACACCGCCACGCAUCGACGCCAACAACGACCUGGUCAACUUGCUAACGGUGUCCCUGGAUCAAUAUCACACAGAAGAGGACAUCUAUCAGCUGUCCUUAACGAGAGAACCACGGCAACACUCCAAAUCCACUCCUAACCCCGCCCCCAAAUCCUCGAUGAUUGACGAGUGGGCAUCGGCAGUGAAGCCCAAGGCAGACCCGGAGAUCAUCAGCAAACACAUCGAGAAGAUGGUGGAGUCUGUAUUUAAGAAUUUCGACACGGACGGAGACGGACACAUCUCCCAGGAAGAGUUUGCGAUCAUCAGGAAUAACUUCCCUUACCUCAGCAAGUUUGGGGAGCUUGAUCAGAAUGAUGACGGACGAAUCAGCCGCGAGGAGAUGGUGGUGUACUUCAUGAGCGCCAGCUCCCUGCUGAACUGCAAGAUGGGAUUCAUCCACACCUUUACUGAGACCACCUACCUGAAACCCACCUUUUGUGAGCACUGCGCUGGCUUUAUCUGGGGGCUGUUCAAGCAGGGAUAUAAGUGCAAAGUAUGUGGGGUGAACUGCCACAAGGCCUGUCGAUUCCACCUGGCUGUGGAGUGCCGAAAACGAACCAAGAGCAUCAGCCUGGAUGGACCCCCCCGCCGUAACUCCCGAUCCUUCAGCUUCCCUCCCCCUGGGAGCUCCCCGCCCUCCGUACAACAAUCAGUGAUUGAAGAGGAGAUCGAGUCAGUGGAAGACGGAGUGUUUGACGUCCAUCUAUAACAAGAGUCGAAUCUCAAUGGACAUUAGCCAGGAGACUGCAUGUUUAAAAUGUGCCAAGGACUGAAGCUGUCUGCAGUGUCUGUCACACAGAGGUGUUGAGCCAAUGAGAAACGAACACAACAAUGCAAUAGAAAGGUUUACACUGCCCCCCCUGUGGAGAUGGGACGCUACUGCAGCCGUGCAUGUUUCUCAGCUGUUUUGAUCUAGAUGAUAAAAUCCAGUCUUUUUUUUUUUUUUUUACUCGAGAAACUUUGCCAGUUUUUACAGCAAACACAUUUUACCAGCCAUCUUUUUUUUUAACCUAGUUCCUGUUCACGCAACAAUAAUGCUGCACAAUGUCUUCUUAAUGCAUGUAACUUCCAGUUUCAACUAUCUGUUGCUUGACUACAAAGUAGCAUGUCUUGUUAUUACUGGUAUUAUCAGUAAACGAUUUUCAAGGACUGUUUAAAAAAAAAAAAAAAAAGUAUUGAUUCAAAAACAAAGCAGGGAAUAUGCAACUGUCUGCAUUGUGCACCAGGACUCUACUGUUUAUAUUGUGUGGUAAUUGACUCCAGUGUGGGGUAGCUCUGGAGACAGUCCAGCGAAAAGCCACCAGACCAAUCCCUGGGCUUUAAAAGAACGAGCUACAAAGAUAAGAAGGAUUUAUUUAACCUGGAACUAAGAAUGAAGGAGGACUUGAUGUCUUUUAAAUUCUUAAAAGGAGUUGACAGAGUUAUAGUCAAUACCUUCAGCGCAGCAGAGAAACCAGGAUCAGAUGGAGACAGACUCGGGACCGAGGAAAGGAGACUCUUCUUCACACAGAGAGUGGUGAGGGGAUGGAAUGGGUCACCUAGUCAUGUUGUUGAGGCAGAAUCACUGGGAUCCUUUUAAGACUUUUGAGAUCAGUUUGGCUAUUAGGAACCGGACGAGCGCUAAUGGGAGCUCUCGCUGGUAAAUGUUUUUGUAUUUUAUUGGGUUGUGCUCUCUGCUGUUCUCUUGCGUGGUCACUCGGUCAUAUUGUACAGUGGAAUGGAGCGAUUUUACAUUUUUAUAUUGACUUACUGCCAAAUGUCCUGGUGAACUCCCCAAUCCACCAGGUUUUAAAAGGGGUAGAGAAAUGUAAUUAAGAAAACGUCAUCUGAAGCUAAUUAUCCUCCUCUCAGAAUGCAUAUCCUGCUUGCAGGGGUAUAGUCACUGUGUGCUCAAUUGUACCAUGUUAAUUUCCCUAUCUAAGUUAUCUAUUUUAUAAUGCAUAUGCAGCUAUGGCCAAAAGUUUUGCUUCACCCUGUAGAAUGAACUAAUUUAGCUUCAUUCGAAGCUUCAUUAGCUUCGAAUGAAACCUGCUGAAUAAUGUUACGUUAACAUAUUGAAUUACACACCGCUUUGUAAUUUUCCAUACACUUAAUGCAAAAACCCACACAUUUGAAAAAUGGGACAUUUUGAAAUCUAAUGCUAUUAUGGCUUCCGGUAGACGUUUUGUAGUUUCUUUGAUUACACGAUGUUAAAUAAAAAAAUCAAAAUGAUGAUCAUAUAGUUUAUUUUAAUUUCUUUUAAAUUGUCUCAAUCCUAAAAUUCUAGGUGACGCAAAACAUUUGGUCACAGCUGUAUAUGUGUCUUUGAAAGCCCUGGGGGCACGUAUACUUAGAAACAUACGCGUACAUCGCUGUGUACCUCUCGCUAUCCAUGCUUUCUGAGAAAGAGAAAGUGUGUGUUUCCAGCUACAGUAACGGGUUUAAAUACAAACAGCAUUGAUUUUCAUUCAUAGCAAGUGUUUUUUUUCUUCUUCUUUCAUUUUAAGGGGCUAUAUAAUAUUUAUAAAUGUUUAAACAGCCCCUAAUAAUGAAUCAUCUUACCUGUUCUAUCCUGAAUGGUCCUCAAUGACACGUCCGUACAGGAAGACGCUGCACAGGGGAUGCAUCCUUUAAAUGGAGGUGCUAGAACAGAUUAAAAAAGAACAAACGCAUGCGCAAUGCAAACGGGAGGCAUGGCUUUAUGUAACACUGGCUGCAAUACAGAGACUGUGUGGUGGGGCUAAACAGUAGGGAACUGGGAGCAAAUAUGAUGGACCUGGGGUUUCAGUUUCACCUCCUCCUGUAGCCAUAGCUGCUCGUUAAGCUUUGUGAUGGCUGAAAUGUGAAGUCGUUGCUGGUGUGAAUGUGUGUAUUAUGUGUUGUUUGCUGGUAUCGAAUAUGUGAAGUUUACAUCCUUUUUUUUAUAUGCUUUCUGCUUGUUUCUAGCCCAUUGUACACACAUGACUGUAAGGUUUGGAAUAAAGGGGGGCUAGUACCCCCCCACCCCCCCCCCAAACAAGACCCCUGCUUGUAUAAUAAUUGAUAUACUGUCUUUUUUUUUCUUAAAUGAUUGAAAUGAUUAGGAUAUUUCAGCCCACGCUGAGAUCGAUACAGUUGAACACAGAGCAAUGCAAAAAGUAUAUUUCAAACCUUGCAUAAUUGCUGUAGCUGUGAUUGUGUUUAUAUUAUACCCUAUGGGAAAUAAUUCUGGAUACCCUCAUAUUAAAAAUACAUUUGAUUAAGCGAUCAAGGCGACUCUAAUCGCAUGUAAUGGACAGGCCCCCAGUGUUCAUAAUUGCUAUUGAGUCGUUGAAACUGGCAGAUUUUAAAAAGUGGCUUCAAAUCUCAUUUUGAAUUUCUGUUUCCACUGCCCUUACUGUGCUCUGGGGCUUCAGUCAUUGGGAGUGACUCUGGCUUUCAGUAUUGGGUUCAUGUUUUUCUGGAGAAUCCAACUGUGUGGGCCAGUGUGGAGGCUGUGUGGUCCAGUGGUUAAAGAAAAGGGCUUGUAACCAGGAGGUCCCCGGUUCAAAUCCCACCUCAGCCACUGACUCAUUGUGUGACCCUGAGCAAGUCACUUCACCUCCUUGUGCUCCGUCUUUCGGGUGAGACGUAAUUGUAAGUGACUCUGCAGCUGAUGCAUAGUUCACACACCCUAGUCUCUGUAAGUCACCUUGGAUAAAGGUGUCUGCUAAAUAAACAAAUAAUAAUAAUAACUGCCGGUAUAAACUAAUAUUGGUUCCCCCCGAAUAUGUGUCCCCCCAGUAACAAAUAUUCUGUGAAUAUUUGUACCCUCAUACAUACAAAGAAAGAUUACUUUGUUACAAAGAAAUAAGGGGGUACAAAUAUUCGGAAGGGGAACCAAUAUUCCCAACUAUUGGUUCCUGGGGGAAGAAAUAUGCAAAGGGGCGGGGGACACAUAUUCUCGGACACCCGGACUGAAAUGACAAUUCGGAUUUUCCCAAGCCUAAUGCCUUUUGAAAGCCAGAUAAUAUCAGAUGUAUUAUAUUUUAGAAGUAAGACUCCUGUUGCAUAGCAGUUUUAACUAUUUCAUGUUUUACUACGAGCUUGAAUUAGCUGUAUAGGCAACAAGCUCAGGUGUGUCUUAUUAAAUUCAUAGUAAAAUCAGGAGUGGAUCAAACUGCUGUGCAAUGGGAGUCUUAUUUCCAUCCCUGUAUUAGAACCCAGGACUGCUCACAGUGAUUGGAAAUAGUAAUGAAUACUAAACAGUUAUUCUUAAUGUUGUUUGAAUGGUGUGUCCAUAAUUAUUUCCACCACUGAAGUUACAGUAAAUGACCCCCUGUAAAAUAAUUGGGCUGAAAAAGUGUACAGUGACAUUCUGAGGGUCUGACUUUGAUCUUGUGCUGUGUGUGACUAAGCUUUGACAAAACCAGUGCCAGUAUUUAAUUGCUUGUAAGCACAUUGCAUCGUGUGUUAAGACAGCUUUAUUUCAAUGAAGUGUGAUUAAAAUCCUUGACAUCU